Serpula lacrymans var. lacrymans S7.9 is the source of this 1548-nucleotide messenger RNA. RefSeq lists its product as uncharacterized. Bases 1 to 1548 code for a protein of 515 amino acids. Lineage: Eukaryota; Fungi; Basidiomycota; Agaricomycetes; Boletales; Serpulaceae. The record is from RefSeq and is a predicted model, not a curated record. The transcript is spliced from 10 exons.
AUGAGUCAGAAGAAAAAAUCCGAAAUUUCACGCCUGCAAACCACCCUGGAUCAUCAAACAAAUUCUGCUGCAGGAAUAUCUACCAUCUAUCCGAGCGACUCUGUGUUGCAUGCUGCCAACCCACCCCCAGCACGUUCAGUAGUAUCUACAACUGAAGCCCAGCCCCCCCAGCCCCGCCCCGAUCAAUACCCAUUUGAGAUUCUAUGGGAAUUUGAUGACUGCAAAAAGGACGAGGACGCUGGACUAACAGCUCAGAACCCCGCUCAACCUGCAAUGGAACGUGCUGUCCGGCAUGCUGAUGGCACCAUGAUCUCCAGCAAGGAAUGGACCGCCAUCAAAGCUACCACCCGUAAACGGUCGCAAAAUUACUAUCAAUCUGCGUACCCGGCUCAGUGGGCAGCUAUCAUCCAAGAGAUGGAGCAGCAACAGCCACUGCUAACUCUAUGUUCAAACCAUUGGAAGGCUGAACAUGUCCUUGGCCAAAUGUUGAGGUCUAGUAAGCUGGUUGAUGAGGUGGCUAUUAGCAACAACGAUGAAGAUGCAACUCUCAUUGCUAUCCCGUCAGGAACAGGAACAGGAACAGGAACAGGAGCGGAAGCUCAAAAACAACGUCGAGCAAGGUCGAGUGUCUCGGAAACGGCGAAGAAACAACGGCCAGUGAGCAGCACAGCUCCAAAGGCCAUGUCAGAGGUACAGAUGAGGAUGGACAACUCAUCCUCGGACACAUUGAUGCCUCCACCCACUACCGGCCAAUUUUCAGUACCUAUUCAAAAAUCACUUCCUCCCCCAUCAUUUCUGUCUGUCUCCUCAAAUAAAGGGUCCAAAAAAUACAACGUCGACUUUAUAGAGGUCAGCUCCUCUAUCCUUGACUUGAAAACUAUCAUAACUCGCAACUUCGACUCCAACUCCUUCGGUAUCAACCUUUUUGACGCUAUGGAACUCUCUACAGACUUCUCCCCCGGCCCCCCUUCCUCUCUUAUGCUUGAAUUUAUUGAGCGCAUUGAGCGUGCUGACCCCAAUUCCCCUGAAUUCGAUGAGGAUGACCAUGGUAAUUGCGAGACGGCAAGACGUCUAAUCGCUGCAACGAUCAAGACCUGUAAAGUUGCGAGGCACAUAUGUUUCCAGGAAAAGAUUUUGUCCUUGACCUUCCUUGCCGACAACUAUCUCAACAAUAUACUCAAACAAAUCUGGGCUGCCUGGAAGGCAGCUGGAGGACCGGUAUCUAAGGGAAAGGCUUCUUCAACGGUCUCUAUGACAUCAGCCUCUGUGUCUUUCAUUUCGGCAGCUACAGAACCCCCCUCUUCUGUCUUGUCAGCAUCGGCUCUCACUUUCCUUGCCUCAGUGGCCACCUCUGUCUCGUCGAUGGAACAAUCCACAGUGGGUGGGUCAGAUUUGGCCAGCAAAGAUAAUUGUCGUGCAGGGUUACAAUUUACAGAUCUGGUCGCCGUUAUCCUGGCCUUACCUAUCAAGAAACAGCCCUCCGAGGUGGAAGUCGAGUCUAUUAUGUCCAAGGCAAGUCACCCGCUAUAUCUCUUACUAAACUACUAA